AAUAUGGCAGCCUCCAAACUAACAAAGUUUCAAGGCAGUCUAGUUGGAGCUGUUUUAGGCGAUUGUAUCGGUGCAUUGUUUGAAGGCGAAUGGUUCAACAAAAUAGAAAUGAACAAGAUACUGAAAGAAGUGGCCAAAAUAGAGCAUGCUAAAAGCAGCCAGACAGGUCAAGAAAAUUCUCCAAAAAAAGGUCAUGAUGAUUCCUUGCCGGCGAAGAAGAAGAGAAAGGGGGAGUAUAGUUUCACGGAUGAUACAGCAAUGGCCCGAAGUGUCGCCAAGUCUCUAAUACAGCACAACCAGCUCAACGCAAAACACCUGGCACAAAGGUUCACAGAGGAAUACAUGAGGGAACCUUUCCGUGGCUACGGUGGCAGUGUAGCGACUGUUUUCCACGGCCUUCAAGAACAGGAGUACAGUGAUGUGUACCAGCCGGCCAGCCAGCAAUUUGAAGGAAAGGGCUCCUAUGGAAAUGGUGGAGCAAUGAGAAUUGUUCCUGCAGCACUGUUUGCAUGUAGGAAAGGAUACACCUUUGAACAAUUAGCAGACCUCACUGAGAAGAUAACUCGGUUGACACAUUCCCAUCCACAAGCCAUACAAGGUGCAGUAUUGCAGAGCUAUGCUGUAUACCUGGCAUUGGUCAGCGACAAACUAGAUGUUGACACCUUUAUUGACAGUCUUAUCAGCAAAAUGAAACCACUAGAAGAGAGAAUGAGGGGGACUUUGGGUGAUGGCUCAGAUACUGGGGCUGAAAGGGUUGAUGGCAAGGCUGAUAGCAAUGUUAACGCUGAUAAUAAAUCAGGAGAGACCUCGGCAGUAUCAGGGGAAACAAACAUGGAUUCCAGUAGUACAUCAAUAGACACGGGCCAGCAAUCAGGGGAGGCUACUGUAGGGGUAGGGGAGGUAACUAGCCUUCCCUACUGCCAGAAGCUGGAGAAAGUGAGGGAGUUUGUCAAGAGGCAAGAACAACCGCCCGUGGAGGAGAUCACGCAGGAGCUGGGUGUAUAUAUAGCAGCCCUGGACUCAGUCCCGGCAGCCAUCUACUGUUUUCUGCGAGCCAUGAAUCCCAUCGAUGAACUGCAGGACAGGAAUGGGUUUGAGCGUACCCUGCUGUACAGCAUAUCCCACGGCGGGGACACAGACACAGUGGCUACAAUGGCUGGGGCAAUUGCUGGUGCAUAUUACGGGCUUGAAGCCCUGCCCUGGGCCUGGCAGAACUGCUCUGAGGGGGCCUCUGAUGCCCUUCAAGAUGCUGAACUGUUGUGGAAAUUGCCGAACAAUCCUGGGGCAGGAAAAUCAACAAAAAAAGGGAAAUGAAACUUCACGCAAUUAUAAGAUUGACUUUGAGCUGUUGUGUUUUGCGAGAAACGAGACUUUGGCUGUUGUGAUAAACCUCAAUCAUCAUUGGAGGGGGGAAAAAACCACUACCAUUCCUAAAAACAUUUCAAAGUAUUCAAAUGAAAUCAGACCACAUGUUGCUAGAGACAAUACACACACAUGUUGAGCAAGGAUCAUUAACCUGGCAUCAAAUCAUUUAGUUGUGCCCCUUUUUGACUGAAAGAAACAUGAACAGACGAGCAUAAGGGUUCGCUGUGCAGCUCUCUUGUUUUAAAUUAAACAUUGUUUUCAUUAACAUAAAAUGAAUGAAAAUUAUUUAUAAAUGUUUAUAUAUUUUUAUUGAAAUAAAAGACAGUGCAUUGCAUAUUAAAGCAAAUUAUCGACUUUUGCAUAUGUUUAUUUUAUAUUUUUGAACAAGUAAAGAAAUAACUUAGGUGCUUGAACGCUUCUUCUUGGGCACAAAUGAUAAAUUUGUUCCAAAGAAUUUCGUUUCACCUCCACCAGUAUAAGAUAAACAUUCAUAUAUUGAAAGCUUUCGUUUCAAUUUUGACAGAAAUUGCACAAAUUGAAAUCAGGUCUUGUUAAACGUUAAGAUUAUACGAUAUUUAAGUGGGUAAAAGUAUCUUUAAAUUUUUAUGCUUCAUAUGCAGCCGAGUAGAAGAUUCCCCAGCAAUAUGAGUCUGAUUUUUCUC
Messenger RNA from Mya arenaria, 2027 nucleotides. RefSeq names its product ADP-ribosylhydrolase ARH3-like. The transcript is spliced from 7 exons. Lineage: Eukaryota; Metazoa; Mollusca; Bivalvia; Myida; Myidae. Gene Ontology annotation, cellular component: mitochondrion; nucleus. Bases 4 to 1314 code for a protein of 436 amino acids. The record is from RefSeq and is a predicted model, not a curated record.